Molecule: messenger RNA, 1150 nt
Organism: Chara braunii
Lineage: Eukaryota; Viridiplantae; Streptophyta; Charophyceae; Charales; Characeae
Source: the annotation of a GenBank genome assembly
CCGUAGCGCAAGCAGGGCCAAAAAAAAAGUGGAGCCCGUCAAGCAGGGCCAAAAAAAAAGUGGAACCCGUCGUCCCUUUACGACGGGCGUCGCUCCACUGCUCUCCAAAUGUGCAAAAUGAGACUGAAUCAUUCGCUAGAACAUGGAAAGAUACACGCACACCUGUUUUGUGUUUUGUGUGUGUGGUGAGCUGUGGAGCGUGGAGCGAGGUCCUUUGCCGCGACCGACGCAUCCACCACUCUCUGCCACUCCAAGUGCUCCCCUCGUUAUAGCACAUCUUGUCAGCAAGCAGGGAGGCGGGAGCUGGGGCUCGUCUACGUCUUGUCAGGAAAGACUCUUAGAGACGGAAGAGGGUGUUGGUGAUUGUCGCGACGAGGACGCUUUCCGUUAUCAGCCAAUGGGUAGGGACAACCUGGGCGCCCCCCAAUUUGUCAAGCUGAUACUGAUGGAAAUUUUAUAGGGGCCCCGGGGGAAAUAAUCAAAGGGGGGGAGGAAAAAAAAAAGCAAAACAAAUCAAGAUAGAGAGAGAGAGAGAGAGAGAGAGAGAGAGAGAGAGAGAGAGAGAGAGAGAGAGAGAGAGAGAGAGAGAGAGAAUUGCAUCGCGGCUACCACCUGGCUUAGAGAGAGAGAGAGAGAGAGAGAGAGAGAGAGAGAGAGAGUUGCAUCGCGGCUACCACCUGGCUUACCCCUCGAGACAGCUGCCAGAUUGCUUACCCAUCGGGACGGCUAGCUGGCUUGUAUGUCUGACGGUGGUGCCAGCUGGCGUGUCUGUCGGGACACUGCUGCCAGCUGGCUUCUCUCGUUCGGUCUUAUUCGAACUGUUGCACAAAAGCAGAGGCCAUAUAUGUAAUUUGACGAUAUAUACGUAUAUAGAAUUCUGAGGCCAUAUAUGUAUAUAUCCCAUAUAUGUAUAUAUCAGUGUGACAAUAUAUAUAUUAGUCGGUGAAACUCCGACGAAACAGUUUGUCACAGCCCCUCGUUUGUUGUCCUCUUCUCCCUCUCUGCCUACGGUUUACCGGGCAGUUCUAUUUGACGAUAUAUAUAUAUGUAUGUAGAAUUCUGCAACCCCUCCUGUUGUUAUCCAUGGAGGACAGCGAACUAGACUGAUCGAGCGAAUGAAUCAACGGACGAAUGAAGCGCAUAAUGACGG